UUUUAUCCAACACACAACAAAUAGCCUUUGAAUCAAUUUGAUCACCUCAUUUACAAUGUAUAUUGUUAGUGCUCAAUUGAGGUCGAUUUAAAAAUGAAAAAGAGAUGAAUCCGGUUUCAAAAAUAGAGAAAUCAUGUUUUUCUUUGGCAGGGAUGUACAUGAUUCAGAAAACAACUGUGUUUCAAUUUUUAUUUUUAGUGUCCACUGCACAUGGCCGUUAUAUGAACGAAGCAAAGACCGUGACUAUUUUUAAUUCAAGCCCAUUUUGUGCGUGAUUCACUGAACAGUUUAAAGUGAAUUUAAUAGCCUCGUUUAUUUAGAGGGAAUAUGACUUAGCAAUAAUUUGGAUUACGGCUAAUUAAUAUAAUUUCGGAUAACUUUUAAGAGGAUAAUUUCGGAUAUAACUUUUCUUGUUGAAUCUCGAUUAGAUAAAAAAGAAAAGCUGUUGUUUGAGAUGGAUUAUCGGUUCGUUCUAGUUUUCGCCCUGAUGGUUCUACCACCAGCCUAUGGUGGGGUGGACAACUCGGGGACUGAGUUCAUACUAAUGUUUUUGGAAAACAGUCUGAGAGCGACUGAUCCGACAGGAGCUGAUGGCAGAAUUCGCUUAUUUGUUACCUCUAGAAAGUCUACACCGGUGAACGUAUCAAUUUCUUGCGAAGCCAUCGGAUUUAGCGGAUCAUAUACAGUAAUGGAUGAGCAGUUUCAAACGGUCGAGGUUGAUACAAGUAUACGCCUUACUGAAACAGAGAAAGUUGCUGACAAAGGGCUACUCAUCACCGCCGAUGAUGAAAUAAGUGUAUACAUUGUCAACAUGGAAGGCCUAAGUGUCGAUGGGUCGUUGAUCAUACCAACUGAAGCACUUGGCACUGAGUACAUCACGACUACGUGGACACCCGAGAGAAGGACCAGUUUGUUUGGAAUAGCAGGGACGCUUGACUCAACCAAUGUUGUUAUUAAAUCUACCCAAGAAAUCACCUUUGAUGGUACAACUCACGCUGCCGGGACAAACAUCUCUUUAACGCUAGAUCGCCUGGAGGCGUUCCAAGCCUCAAGUGAAUCCGAUUUUUCGGGAACUGAAAUAUAUUCCGAUCAACCCAUCGCUGUUUUCUCUGGAAAUAAGAAGACCAGGGUUACAGACGGAGCAUCGAGCAAUACUGCUGACCAUCUGGAGGAGAUGUUGGUUCCAAUUACGCAAUGGGGAAAAGAAUUUUACACAACCCCCACACCGGGUACCACCACGAGAGGACAUUAUAUAAGGCUUACAGCAGGAGAAGAUGCAGUGAACUAUUGGGUGACGGGGACGAGUGACUUCUCAAGUAAUGGAACACUAACCAAUAAGGCAGAUUUUGCAGAUAUAACGGUACCAGCGGCGACCUACGUAAGCAUAAUAUCGGACAAACCCAUCAGUGCUUUCAAGUUCAUACUCAGUCAGACAACAGGAACGACCGAAGCGGCUGAUCCAGCUAUGAUAAUGCUUGUCCCAACAGUCCAAUGGAAAACUGCCUACACCGUUAUCAGCCCACCAGCGGCUUCCGGAACCUACGAACACUAUUUGGCAAUCGUUGUUGAAAGUGGGCGCGAAGAUACACUAGUACAUGACAACGAGGCGUUUAAUGUCACCGAUUACCCUUGGAACAGUAUACCUGGAACAAAUUAUGUUGGGACUUGGAUACCUGUAGCGGAAGGUGCCCAUACACUUUCUAACACUGACAGUAUUGGCCAAUUCUCUGGUUACCUGUAUGGAAAGCAGUUAGCGGAAUCCUAUGGCUUUCCCCUAGGAAUGAGGAACGAGUUAUCUAACGCACCCUGCGUGGUGACGGCGAGUGUGAUAGGCGAUGGCACAGAUAAUGACUGUGACGGAAGGGUAGACGAGGAAAAUUGUGCAGCCGAUCCCGCAGAUGACGACGGGGACGGAAACGAAGACGAGGAUUGCGCAGCACCCCAUUGUGGUACACCACCAAGCGACGCGAACGCUAAUAUUACGGGGACUAACUACAACUAUCCUGAAUCGAUCACGUACACAUGCCAUGAGAACUGCACUAUCCAGGGGACAGAAGAUACUAGCGAGAGUAUUCAGUGUCAAUCGGACGGCACAUGGACUGCUCACACCCCAUGUGAUUGCUCUGGCGA
This is a messenger RNA of Owenia fusiformis, 2130 nucleotides long. Lineage: Eukaryota; Metazoa; Annelida; Polychaeta; Sabellida; Oweniidae. The record is from the annotation of a GenBank genome assembly.